Messenger RNA from Malassezia sympodialis ATCC 42132, 1137 nucleotides. RefSeq lists its product as uncharacterized. Gene Ontology annotation, molecular function: Hsp70 protein binding. The record is from RefSeq and is a predicted model, not a curated record. NCBI's taxonomy places the organism in Eukaryota, Fungi, Basidiomycota, Malasseziomycetes, Malasseziales, Malasseziaceae. Gene Ontology annotation, biological process: protein folding.
AUGCUCGCACGCGUCCAGACGCCCGCGCUCCUCGCCGUGCUGCUCAUUGUCGUGCCGCUGCUCGUGGCGGCAGCACGCGACUGGUACGACGUGCUGGGCGUGUCGCGGCAUGCCUCCGAGCGCGACAUCAAGUCGGCGUACCGCAAGAAGGCCCGGCACAUCCACCCCGACAAGCACCCCGACCGUGCGGACGAGUUCAUGGAGCUCACCGAGGCGUACCAGACGCUCAGCGACCCUGAGCUGCGCUCGAUCUACGACCGCUACGGCGCCGAGGCGGCGCAGCAGCACCAGAACAAAAAGGAGAGCGGGCACCAGGACCCGCUCGACCUCUUCCGCCAGUUCUUUGGCGGCGGCGCCCAGGAAACGACCGCCAAGGGCCCCACCAAAAUAUACCAGGCGUCCGUGCCUCUCUCCGACGUCUAUAACGGCCGCUCGUUCACGAUUGAGCACGAGCGCAUGGUCGUGUGCCCCGCCUGCUUCGGCUCCGGCGCUCACUCGCCGGCGCACAUCCACACGUGCUCGCAGUGCCACGGCCGCGGCGUGCAGGUCCUGCGGCAGCAGAUCAUGCCGGGCUUCGUGACCAAUGUCCAGAUGCAGUGCCCCCACUGCCACGGUGCCGGCCGCACGAUCGCAAAACAGUGCGGGCGCUGCCGCGGCGAGCGCGUGCUGCAGGACAAGACGGACAUCGAGGUCGAGGUCGAGGCCGGCGCGCGCGAGGGCUUCGAGUACGUCCUCGAGGAGAUGGGCGACCAGAGCCCGGACACGGAUCCCGGCGACGUCGUUGUCAAGGUCACGUCCGAGGCGGGCCCCGGCGACCUGCGCCGCCUCGGCCACAACCUGUACACGACCGAGGCCCUGUCGCUCCACGAGGCCCUCCUCGGCUUUGACCGCACAUUCCAGCACUACGACGGGCACACGGUGCGUCUCCGCCGCGCGGACGUGACGCAGCCCGGGUUCGUGCUGCGUGUGGAAGACGAGGGCAUGCCGAUUCCCGUCGACGAGCGCGAACAGGCCGGGGGCCGCACGCACGGCGACCUGUUCGUCGAGUUCCACGUCGUGCUGCCACACCUCGAUGCGCAGAAGCGCGCGCAGCUCAGCGAGGUGCUCGCGCCGCCCGUCGCCCACACGGAACUAUAA